AUGGCAACCCUCAACAGCACUCAUUGGAAUGAGACUACAUCUAUUUCCCAAUAUUUGGGCUUCCAAGUGCAAAAAAUAUACCCUUUCCAUGACAACUGGAACACUGCCUGCUUUGUUAUCCUGAUCAUAUUCAUCUUCACUGUAGUUUCUCUGGUGGURCUGGCUUUCCUGUAUGAACUGUUGGACUGUUGCUGCUGUGUGAAAAACAAAACUGUGAAAGACUUGGAGAACGAGCCCAAUCCUGUCAGAGCAAUGAUGAACAGCUUCAGGAAGCGUGAAACAGAGGUGGUGUAGAAAGGACUGAGCAUCUGCACUUGGACAACUUGGUCUGACACCUCGAAUGAAGCCUCUUGUACCUUACAACUAAGCAAGUCAYGUGCUUUUUUCUUUUGGACUUAAAUAUCAACAGUUGCAAUGUUAUCU
Messenger RNA from Malurus melanocephalus (red-backed fairy wren), 423 nucleotides. RefSeq names its product small integral membrane protein 18 (gene SMIM18). The coding region runs from base 1 to 294 and encodes 97 amino acids. The transcript has a single exon. The record is from RefSeq and is a predicted model, not a curated record. NCBI's taxonomy places the organism in Eukaryota, Metazoa, Chordata, Aves, Passeriformes, Maluridae.